GUUAGACGGACCCUUCACUACCUCCCGCUAUCCUUGAAUUGCUCAAAUAGGGCUGAUCUGGGCGCUGCAAACGUCACAUUGCAUGCGCUACCACAGCGAAUCGAGUCGACAAUCUCAGGGGCUUAGCCAGAAAAGUUUUAUCGGUUGGAGCAGCAAUUGAAAAGCUAUAAAAGACCGGUUUCCUAGAGUUUAGCUUGGAAGGUAUACAUCUAAAAUCAUGAUUCAGAUACCAAAAUUCCUUCAUGAUGUGCAGCCCUGCUACGAUACCAUAUCCAUCCCUUCCAGGGGUACAAUUCACAUCGCUUAGUUCCUCUUUGAUCUCUAAUGUUACCACUCACAUACCCGAAAGCCUAUAUGUCAACAAUGGGGCUCUUGAUGUCCAAGGGGUUAGUUAUUGCCAUGUAACGACUACCUACACCCAUACUGGGACGACCGACAACGUCACCGUGGAUGUAUUCCUUCCACAGGAUGGUUGGAAUGGAAGAAUGCAAGGUAUAGGCGGUGGAGGAUGGGCCGCUGGAGGCCUUGCAUUUCCAUUAGCAGCCUACUCUAUGCUUGGAGCAGUGGCCGAGGGAUACUCUGCCGCGACUACCGAUGCCGGACAUGCCUCUUCUGACCCUGCCGACUGGGUACUAUCGAGCCCUGGACAUGUCAAUUACCACCUAUUGGAAAACUUCGGUUAUACAUCACUCAAUGAAUUGUCUAUUAUUGGAAAGGCGAUCACAGAAAGCUACUUCGGCAAACCACCGCACCAUUCCUAUUGGAGCGGCUGCUCCCAAGGGGGUCGACAGGGCAUGAAGCUUGCUGAGAAAUACCCUACGGCAUUCAAUGGCAUAGCAGCUUCAGCUCCCGCGUUGGAUCUCACUCUAAUCGGAGUGGGUGAUCUCUGGCCCCAACUUGUGAUGAAAGCAAUGGGCCAGUACUCGAAGAACUGCGAACUUCUCGCUAUAACUCAAGCUGCGAUUGAUUACUGCGAUGCUGACGAUGGAUCGGUCGAUGGAAUCAUCUCUGAUCCAGAUAACUGUAAUUUUGACCCCCAUUCAGUUGUCGGCGAGCCUAUUAGCUGUAAUGAUACAGGUGUCCCCGAAACCAUCCUCAUCUCGGAAACAGCGGCGAAAGUUGCGAAUGCGACUUGGACCGGAGUUCGAAAAUCGGAUGGCUCGCCCCUUUGGUGGGGACUUAAGAAAGGGGCGGCAUUGGUUGAAGAAGAUAUCGGGUUCACUGUCAUCCACGGUCUUGCGACAACUGUCUGUUACCAGAAUGGGACUUGCGUGGGAAAGACAGGGAGCAUGAUAGAUGAGUGGAUACGGUUUCUUGUAAAGAAGGACCCUGAUUUCGAUAUCUCAGCUGUAACAGCCGCCGAGUUCGAAGACAUUUUCCAGGCCUCGGAGGAAGAAUAUGGGCCAUUCUGCAAUGUCGAACCUAAUCUCGACGCAUUCCGAGAUGUAGGAGGGAAGAUUUUAUCUUACCACGGUUUGGCGGAUAGCACUAUUCCUCCAAACUCCACAACCCACUUCUUCGAUCAAGUCGCCGCGAAAGACAAUCGUGUUCACGACUAUUAUCGCGUCUUCGAAGCUCCAGGGCUUGCUCACUGCUUUACUGGCGCCGGGGGAUAUUAUCCUGCGGGGCUUUUCAAGGCUCUGGUCUCAUGGGUUGAGUCCGGCAUUGCCCCUGACAAGCUUCCCGCGUCCGCUCCCCAACAGGAUGGAACGAUGCGUAAUGGUGUUCUAUGCCCAUACCCUCAGAAAGUACGUUAUAAAGGAUUGCGCUCAAACCAUAAGGAUGAUGACUUCUAUUGUUGUCACGAAUCGGACCUAGCAUGCGAAGAAACGGUGACGCCGUUGGGAGAAGAACUCUAAACUACUCUCGCUAGGAAUACGGUA
Messenger RNA from Annulohypoxylon maeteangense, 1883 nucleotides. Its product is annotated as tannase and feruloyl esterase. The coding region runs from base 243 to 1859 and encodes 538 amino acids. The transcript is spliced from 2 exons. The record is from RefSeq and is a predicted model, not a curated record. NCBI's taxonomy places the organism in Eukaryota, Fungi, Ascomycota, Sordariomycetes, Xylariales, Hypoxylaceae.